Messenger RNA from Linum tenue, 438 nucleotides. The record is from the annotation of a GenBank genome assembly. NCBI's taxonomy places the organism in Eukaryota, Viridiplantae, Streptophyta, Magnoliopsida, Malpighiales, Linaceae.
AUGGGUCCGGAAAUUCACCAACACAGCCCGGGCCGUCGCAGUAGCCUCACGAAUUCCCUUAGAGAUGGCCUACGUGGGGAAGAGCACGAAGAAAGAGCUCGUCCGCCGCGUUCUCGCUACCAUCACGGUCGAGAAGCUGAGCUACUUCUGGCAGGACCCGACCAUGAUCUGGUUCUUCUAGACGCGCCUCGAGAGCAUGCUGUUCAGCAAGAUCCAGCAGGGCAAGCUCGACGACCACGACCCGAUGAUGCUGGAGAUCAAGAAGCUGCUGAGCUACGACAAGGAAGGAGGGUGGGCAGUUUUGAGCAAAGGGUCGAACAUCAUAUCGAAUGGACAUGGCAACACGGUGCUGUCCCAUUUCAUCCGGGCCGCUUCCUCUUACUUCUCCUCCACAUAUGCAACAACAACCAAAAGAAAAAAACACCCCCGAGUCAGUGA